This is a messenger RNA of Lodderomyces beijingensis, 747 nucleotides long. NCBI's taxonomy places the organism in Eukaryota, Fungi, Ascomycota, Pichiomycetes, Serinales, Debaryomycetaceae. The record is from the annotation of a GenBank genome assembly.
AUGAUCUUUAGAUCUUUUACCCGGCGAUAUGGCCAAGCUUAUUCCUCAUUGAUCCAAGAUGUACGGGCCUACUUGGAACACUGCAUCGAAAACGAGGUCGACUUGUCAUCGACCGUUUUCCGAGGGACAUUCUACGAAUUAUGCGUGAAGCGGUAUUUGGAACGCCAUCUCCACGCAAAGAACCUCGUCAAAUGCGGCGGUGCCUACGAUAACGGAGUCGAUAUCAUGGGCCAAUGGAACCUCCUCCCGUUAUACGAGGCAUCGCACGAGCUAGCGGAUGUUAAUUCGCCAGAUAAACUACACGCCAGAUCGCUCUUGAAAUCAGCUCUUGAAACCAAGCUGGAAGUGAAAUUGAAGCUGAAGCGGCUGCUUUCGCUAGCGAACGACAUCCAGCUCUUAGUCCAAUGCAAGAACUACAAAAAGAGGCUCAGCGCAAGUGUGAUACGCGAGUUAUCUGGAGUGAUGGAGUACCAGAAACUAGCGAAACGGUCAACUUUCAUGUUUAUAGUAAGCCCGCAUCCAAUCACGGCUCAGGCCGUGUCGCAGUUGGACAAGUCGAGCUAUGCGUUGCUCAGCUUGCUGAUUUCGCCAUUGACGAAUGGCAGCAUGGCGCAUUACCAUGAUUUUGACAGUUGGCGUGGGGGUGUUUUGUCGUCUGUUUACAUGAAUAAAAACGCAAGAAAUUUAUUAAGUGGGUUGUAUGUAGAACAGCAGUUGGGUAGACUCAUCAUCAACAGCAACGUAUAA